AUGACCACAAGCAGUGAGGACAAUGCAGAUAGCAGCCAUCCAAAGGACCUGGACCUGGACGAGAGCAGAGCAGGCAGUGUAUCUGCAACCGGGACCACGGGCGCGAAUCCCAGUGAGAACGGUGCUAUUGAUGUCAGCCGGUCGUGUGGAUCUGCGAAGAGCACAAGUGGAGACAUGCAGAUAGUGCCACCUGAUAAGAUCCUGGAUCCAGGAUGUCUCGCAUUGGAUGACAUAGACGUGCGGGGAGGUCCUGCAUCAUUCCCAGUGAUCAACGAUGGACAUGCGAACGUCAUCCACAUUGCUUCUCCAGAGGACGUGGACUUGGAGGAACUAACUGAUCUUGCCCAUCUUUCCGAAGCCAAGCUCUCUAUGAAGUUCAUUCGGGCACUGGAAGGUGCAUCAUUGGAAGACGAGGGAAUGCGAUUAGAUGCAGACACUCUUGAACGUCUUCGCCACCCUCCUCGCAACACAGUUGACAUCGCCGAUCCUGGUCUUUGCCUUGCACUCGACCUCUUCCUUGCAGUUGGCAAUUCGUCGCAGGAGACGUAUAACAGUGUUCAUGAUGCAAUCAUGCGACGCUAUCCCGAGGACACACUACUUUCAUAUGACCGAAUCAAGCACCAGGUUGCGCAGCUCAGUGGUGUUGUCUCCCUCAUUCACGAUAUGUGUAUCAAUAGCUGUAUUGCGUAUACUGGCCCAUUUUCCGAACUCGAGACUUGUCCAAAGUGCAGUGAGCCUCGAUAUGACCCUAUUCAGCUGGCCGCGAGUGGUGGGCAGAAGAAAAUUGCACAUCAAGAAUUUCAUACAAUUCCUGUUGGCCCACAACUGCAAGCACUUCGUCGAAAUCCUUCCAGUGCAACAGAUCUCAAUUACCGUGAGAAGCGGACCCAGGAGAUCCUCGAGACUCUCGCACAAAGUGAUGGCACUCUGCCGUCAUACGAGGACCUGCUGGAUGACAGUGACUAUCUCGGCGCAGUUGCGGAUGGUCAUAUCAAUUCUGACGACAUCAUUCUCAUGCUCUCCCUUGAUGGAGCGCAGCUUUAUAGGAAUAAGGCAUCGGACUGCUGGAUUUACAUUUGGGUGGUCUUCGACCAUUCGCCUGAUGUACGCUAUAAGAAAAGGCACGUUUUGACUGGUGGUUUCAUUCCUGGUCCAAAUAAACCCAAAAAUGUCGACUCGUUCCUCUUCCCAGGGCUCCAUCACCUCGCUGCACUUCAGCGAGAAGGGUUGGGUAUGUGGGAUGCUGCACGCGACACCACCUUCCUUUCUCACCCUUUCCUCGCCCUUGCUACAGCUGAUGGACCGGGCAUGAUGUAUCUUAAUGGCUUUGUUGGACACCAUGGACGACAAGCUUGUCGUUUAUAUUGUGACACUAAAGGACGCCACAAGCCAGGAGGUACACAUUAUUAUCCGGCACUGCUCAAGCCUUUGGACUAUGACGUGGAAGGCUGUGACCACGAAGAUGUCGAUAUCAGCAGUAUUCCAUCGUGUUCCCCAGAGAAAUACUUGGAAAAUCUGCGCUAUCUCCUGGCUUCAUCCAGUGAGACUCAAUACCGCAAGAGACGUCUUGAGACUGGAAUCACAAAGCCAAGUAUAUUUCUUGGCUUUUCAUCACGAUACACAUUUGGUGUUCCUGGGUCGUUUGGCUCUGACAUCAUGCAUCUCGCAUCACUCAAUCUUCCCGAUCUUCUCAUUCCACUCUGGUGUGGCAUCUUCGACUGCGACAGGACUGACAGCAGAACAACCUGGGACUGGGCAGUCCUCCAGGGUGAUGUCUGGAAAGUCCAUGGUCAAGCAGUUGCCAAUGCAACACCAUACCUUCCCGGCUCUUUUGAUCGCCCACCACGUAAUUCUGCGGAGAAAAUCUCUAGUGGAUAUAAAGCAUGGGAAUUUCUCAUCUACCUUUUUGGAUUAGGACCUGGGCUACUCUAUGGUGUGCUUCCUGACAAGUACUGGAAGAAUUUCUGCACGCUUGUCUGUGGCAUCCGACUAAUCAAUCAGCAUAAGAUUACGAGCAAGGACCUACAGCGUGCCCACAAAUCACUAGUUCAGUUUUGUAUUGGAUUUGAACAGCUCUACUAUCAGAGGCGAGUUGACCGUCUCCACUUUGUUUGGCCAUGUGUCCACUCCCUCAUUCAUCUUGGCACGGAAGUUGUUCGACUCAGUCCUCCAAUAUGCUCCUCACAGUGGACCAUGGAACGCACAAUCGGCAAUCUCGGUCAGGAGAUACGACAGCCAUCAAAUCCAUUUGCCAAUUUAUCACAACGUGGACUUCGUCGUGCCCAGGUGAAUGCACUCAAGAGCAUGAUUCCAGACUUAGAGCCACUUAAAGAUCAUCUUCCAAGAUGUGCAGUAGAUCUUGGUGGUGGUUAUGUUCUUUUACGUGCCAGGCAGAGAACAGCAGGCCCACUUCGUGAAUGCGAGGCAGUAGCACUUUGGGUUUACAUUCACGACAUGCAUGCACUGGAAGUUGACUCUGCUGCAAUGGCUACUCCUUUGGUUCGCAGAUGGGCUCGUCUUCAGCUUCCUAAUGGCCAAGUUGCACGAUCUGCUUGGAACGAGAAGAAGAAAACACUCAGGAAUGUUCGCAUGGCUCGAAAUGUAAAGCUCCUACUUGAUGAUAAUUUGUGCUUUGCAGAAGUUCUAUUUUACUUCCAGAUGCCAAUCAAUGAUGAGACCAAGUCACUUGCCCUUAUCUCACUUUAUUCACAACCUCACGCUACUCUCCUUGAAGCAUCAUCAUACACGCUGUGGUCGUUGACAUCUCAGGGUGAUACAGCACUUCGAGUUGUUGAUGUGAAGGUAAUUACGGCAGUGGUUGCAAUGGUUCCUCAUAACCCAUUUGAAGAGGCUGGGACACGAUUCUUUGUUGUUGAAAAACCCGGCCUUGAUGUUGCACAUAUGGGUGGGAAUGAUGAAGUGGUCGUGGACAAUGACAAUGGUAUACUAGAGGAGAAUUGA
Messenger RNA from Sparassis crispa, 2961 nucleotides. RefSeq lists its product as hypothetical. The record is from RefSeq and is a predicted model, not a curated record. Bases 1 to 2961 code for a protein of 986 amino acids. Lineage: Eukaryota; Fungi; Basidiomycota; Agaricomycetes; Polyporales; Sparassidaceae. The transcript has 2 exons.